This is a messenger RNA of Dreissena polymorpha, 6487 nucleotides long. RefSeq lists its product as uncharacterized. The record is from RefSeq and is a predicted model, not a curated record. The coding region runs from base 103 to 1746 and encodes 547 amino acids. NCBI's taxonomy places the organism in Eukaryota, Metazoa, Mollusca, Bivalvia, Myida, Dreissenidae. The transcript is spliced from 11 exons.
UCUUGAUCAAGUUGUUGACAAGGAAGCCAAACUUGUUUUAGCAGAUCUAAAAGUUGUUUUUCGCAAACUCACACAUGUGUGAACGAUACUUAUUUGGUACAAAUGGAUGAUUCAACUAAGGAUGGGAGUGAUUCGGACUGGGACAGUACCUUGGACUUCACGUCUCCCCGGCAAGUUGGUAUUGGACAGUUGCGACCACAGUUUGAGGGUGAGAUUGAGGAGGAAUCUGCCUUGUCUGGAGAAAGCGACAUUGAAGAAGAGCAAGAUAUGCCUAAUGACAAGAAUGUUAUAAGAAAUGUUCUAAACCCUGUUGAAGACAGACCAAGAGCUGUAACCCCAACACAGAAAGAAAAUAAUAUCAUCCUGGCUCAAAAACAGCAGAAUUUGAAAAAGAAAGAACAGCCUGCUAAUAUUGCAAGUCAGCAACCAAAAACUGAAGAGGAUUCACCUCCGCAUAAUUUCAGAGAUCCUGGGCAGACCUCUCCUCUUGCGGCUCAACUUAGCCCCCCAGGUAAAGACAGAAAGGGAGCAUCCUAUGACCCCACCCCAAGCCCCGCCCCCAGGGGAAUACCAGUGAAUCAGGGAAGCAUUAAAAGUAUAGGCUCAUGGGAUGACUCUGAUCCGGAUGAGAGAACACUAAAGGAGAUACGCUCAAACUACCAGCAAGAGAAGCAAAGAGAGGAAAGAUUAAAGGCAAAAGAAGAUAAUUCUAUUUAUGAUGAGCCUGACACGGCUCGAUCAGAAGGAACCUGGAAAAGUUGGAAAUUUGGCAAGAAAAGCAAAGGAAAAAAUGGCAAGCAAAAAGGAUCAGCGCAGAAUACACCAAGAGGUCAACCACCACCAGAGAGUGCAAGGUCACAAAGAUUGCAAGUUCAAGGUCAGCCAGAAAGAAUAAUUCAAACAGAAAAGCCACAGCAAGCAGAAAGGUCACCACAGGUAGCAACAAGGUUACAGCCAGCAGAAAGUUCACAAAUAUACGCAAAAGCACAGCCCGUAGAAAGGUCAAGACAAGUAGUUCAAGGUGAUGGUUCAAGACUCCAGGUUCAGUCAAGCCCUAAUGUUCAGUAUGAGCCAACAUUGAACCCAGUGCUCUCGUCACGGCAAGAGGUUAUGUCACCCUCUAUGAUAGAAGUGUAUGAUCAUAAGUAUAUCAAUCAGCCUAGUGUGCCAGAGUUUAGCAGCCUAGAUAUGCCUUCAGACACAGUGCCUCAGUUUGUGGACCCUGAAAGGUUGUUUGUGCAAGACAAAGAGACGGGCAGACAAAUCUACUAUUUUGGACACGGCAACAUGAGAUAUUAUGAAGUGAACACAGAAGAAGAUGAGGCUAAACUGCCACAAAUUGCUGACAGAGUGGAUAAGGUCAUGCAGAGACUUUGGCAGGAAGUGUUCAGUCUUCUUAGAAUUCUGCUCAGCUUCUUCAUAUGGUUUGCAGUGGAACUCUUCCGUUUUCUGGCCAAACAUAUCUUCCAACCCUUAAUAGUUGGAAUAUUUGUAACUCUCGGUGAUUAUGUGGUAAAACCGUUUUUGUCGGCAGUUUUCAACGGGUUUAUGCAGCCAACAAGUAUCUUCUGCUGGAAUGUUUUUACGGGAAUGAGGCACAUGUUCAAUCCCAUUGGUGAGAUUUUGAGGCGAAUUUUUGAGCAAAUGGCGAUGCUAUUCCGCUCUAUCCGUUUGUUUGAAUUGACUUGGGUCACAGAAAGACCAACUUUGCGGCAAGCAACAGAUAGGUUUGUGGAAAAUGUUUAGGUAACUUGUUUUUAGUUUGCUAUCAAAAGAAUUAUUAGCAGCUUUCAGUUGCUUUAGUUGUAUUUGUUAUUAGCCAGUCUGGUGUAUUUAAUAACUGUAUGAGCACAUCUAUUAUUUGGUUAUGUUUAUUAUACUAGAUUUAUUUGUUAAUUGAUUUGCUAUUAAAAACUGACAUUCUAAAAGUUUAUUAUUUUGUCUAGUUUUCAAAUAUUAUGUCAUAUGAUUGCAUUGGUAUAAAUCUGUUUAGAUUUUCCUGCAAAUUGAAAGUAUACAAAUCUUGAAAGCUUAUGUAAUAUAACACUAUCAGUGAUAAUUUGUGUCAUAUUCAUUGUAAAAGACCUUUACUUACAAUUGCAUAUACAUAAGCAUAUUCUUCAGAUGUAAUCAUUUAAUUGAAUCAGCCCUUGAUGAUUCUUAUUACAUCUGUUGGUAGUAAUACUCUUUCUUUCCAAGCAUUUUGAUGUUUUAAUAGUUCAUGCUACAUGUAGUGUAGAGAAUGAUAGUAAUGUCUUAAUUUCUUGCUGCUUUCUAAUCUGGAUUUUUAUAUUCAUUUGUGUACAAAUAUUGCAAUGAUAUAUUUCAUUUAAUUGUUCAUUAUACAUAUUAGUUUUCAGUUAGUUUGUUUAUUUACUACUUCAAACAUUGUCUCAUUUAUUAUUCAUCUAUCAUAAUUAUGUUAAAUAAUCAGUAGCUUAGAAAAACAUAAAUCAAAAGCCAGGUACAUCUAUACAAUAUAUAAUAAACAUAUAUAUACAAUAUUUAACACACAUUUUAUUUCAGUUACAUUAUGGUCACCUAAAAAUCUUUAUUCACAUGAUAUUUUAAAGUUAUGUUAAGCUUUGGCAAUAUAUACUGUUACGUUUUGUAUUUGUGUUUAAAAAUUUAUUAAAAUGUGAUACAAUUUUGUUUAAAAAAAUAUACAUUUGUUUUUAAAUUUGUGUAUAUUUAACUUUAACAAGUUUGUAUGUUUUACCCAAUGUGGCUUAUCGCUCAAUAUAUUCCUGAGGUGAAUUGUAAUAUAUAUUUUGGGCAAAUAGCAUUAAAGAAAGCAUCACAUAUGUCAAUGUUUUAAUUUGUUAUCUUAAACUAGCACACGAAUAUGAAAGAUGAUACAUAUUUAAGUAAUAGUUGCAUAAAUUAAAUGCUGUGUGCAUGAUUUAAAAUCCUAAUGAUCAAGUAAUUCAAAUGACAACACUGACAUGUUAAAUUGUAAAUGUUACAAAACCAAUAAGUGUGUGUAAAAAAAUCAGAUACAAGUUGGGAUUUCCGAAAAGAUAACAAAAGAUAUCUGAGCGGUUCUCUGUGAAUAUUGGGUUUAACUCAUGAGAGUAAAUUGUUGUCCCAGAAAAGCCUGUACAUUCCUCAAGGGCUUAUUAGGGAUACGAGUUUUUCAGCUUCUAUAGUAUUUUUCAUUUAAAAAAAGUGUCUUCUAAAGGAAAAUUACUUCAGAAAGUAUCAUCCCUUAUUAGCCUGCAUAGGCCUAUCUUUGAAAAUACUUUAUGCAUCUGCAUUUUUGCUGAUUUUCUUAGAGACUGGUACAUAUGAAAUUGUAUUAAAUUCUUAUUUUGUUGAUAUUUUGUCAUUCGUCUACUUCUGUUUUGGAUUUAUGAAAUCAGAAAGAUUUGUAUUAACACUCUUUUAAUUGAUAAAGAGAAAGAAUUCUUACAGAUUUUCAAAAUAAAUGUUCUUUAUUAAGCUUUGUUAUAUCAUAAGUUUAUUUUUGAGGUUACAUUAACGAAUUGAUGGGAACUGGUAAAAUUACAGUUGGUAAUGGGAAUUUGUAACCCUUAAAUUGCUAGAAAGGGUUAAUGCAUGAUUGUUCCAUGCUUUCAGAGUUAUAUAGAAGGUUACAUGUUGCUAGCUCUUUGUUGAAUCUAUUAAUAUUUUUUUCAAAUGUUGUGUCAUCCUCUUUAUUUCUUGUAUGAAUGUCAACAAAUAUUUUCUUUAAACUGUCAGCAUUUUCACUACAACACGUGCAGUUGCAUGUUGUUCUGUAUACAUGUAAUAAUGUACCUUUUAAUUGUUAUAAACGGUAUGUUAUAUUGUGAUAUGCAUCGUUAUGUUUUACUGUUUUGUCACAAACCCAUUGUAUUAAGGUAUUCUUUCUUACCUGGCAAUCAAAUAUUUUGAUGCAUUUUUUUAUAAACAAUCCUCAAGGAUACUAUAUAUAAUUUUUGUUGCGAUUUUAAUUGGUUUGAUUUCCCCUUUAAAAAACAUGCAUGACCUUUGUUUGUUUUCUGUUUUCAUGUUCCUGUUUGUGCAAUCAUUAAAGCAAUCAAUUUGCAUAUUUUUAUUUUGUUUCUCAUUUUUUAUAGGAUUGUAAAGACUUUUUAUUUGUGAAAGAUUGUAAGACAUUUAAUUGAUAGUAUAAUUAUUGUCUGCAAUAGGGUCAUACAAAGCUGUAAUUGUUGCUGUUUUGUCUUUUAUACAUGUAUAAUUAAGUACAUAUUUCUCAUUUAAAUUUGUUGUGUUCCAUUUCUACUUUGAUCUUAAUUUACAGGGUCUGUUCUCUAAGCUGUUAUGGUCUGCUUUGUCUAUAUGUGCAAUUUAAUUAGUCCUGUGAUGUGUUUUUUCCUGUCUUCGAGUAUAUGUUUUUAAAUUAUUACACUUUGCUCAUUUUUCAUCGAAAGUUUAUUAUCAUUAUUUCGCCAUGUAAGUUGAGGCAUUGUACAUGGCUUCGGUGAGUUUUGGCAGAAUUAUGACCCAUUUUAUGUUAAUUUUUAAUGAGAUGUGCUGUCCCAAAACUUAUUAGUUUGAACUCUUAUUUAAAAAAGCUUGGCUUAUAUGGAUUUAGCUGUCACAACUGAAUGAUCUUAAUUUGCUGAUAAUCUCGAAGAAAGAAAUUUUUACUUUGAGCAGUUUGGCUAAAUUAUUGCCCUUUAUAUGUCCACUUAAGAUUUUAUAUUUCAUAAUGUUUAUGUCCAAACAUGUGUUGUCAAGGCAACAGUGUCUGAGACACAUGUCUGCCUUUUAAAGUGGUAAUUGCUUUAUUAGUUAGUUAUUUUGCUGCAAAAAGAUUUUAACAUAGUUAUAAUAUUUCUGGUUGUAAAUAUUGUGUAACCGUUUAGAGAAUAUGAUUUUCACAUGAUUUAUUUUGCUUUAAUUCUAAUGUUUUAUUCAACUAUUUGUAUACAUUAUACAACUUUACAUACACAUUUGCUAUAUGAUUCAUUGAUUUAAUUGUUAUUUAAAUAGUAAAAAGUCUCUACAAGUAACAUGUAUAACCUACUGAUUUCUUAAACAGAAUUAGAGGAGUGGGUUUGCAACAGCACAAUAUUCUUUGAUGUAUUAUCUUAGAACAGCAUGAAUAUGGUUUUCAGUAAAUCUGUUUUGUGUCAAAAUUACUUGGUUCACGUUCAUGGAUGUUUGGAAAGCUAUGAAGGCAAUGCUUGUUAUAAACUAAGUGUCAAACUGCAUUCCAUACUGUACACUGUAAUGAUGUCAAGCUGCAUUCCAUACUGUACACUGUAAUGCCAUACUGUAAUGGUGUCAUGCUGCAUUCCUUACUGUACACUGUAAUGCCAUACUGUACACUGUAAUGAUGUCAGACUGCAUUCCACACUGUACACUGUAAUGCCAUACUCAACACUGUAAUGAUGUCAUGCUGCAUUCCAUACUGUACACUGUAAUGUACACUGUAAUGAUGUCAUGCUGCAUUCCAUAGUGUACACUGUAAUGCCAUACUGUACACUGUAUUGAUGUCAAGCUGCAUUCCAUACUGUACACUGUAAUGCCAAACUGUACAUUGUAAUGAUGUCAAGCUGCAUUCCAUACUGGACACUGUAAUGCCAAACUGUACACUGUAGUGAUAUCAAGCUGCAUUCCAUACUGGACACUGUAAUGCACAUGAUUUAUUAUAAAAACAAUCAUUCUAUCAAUUAACUCUUGAUUUAGUGACCAUCAGUGAUCAAAUUAAUGCUCCUGUCUUUGUGUUGUGAAGGUAUGUAAGUACCAUUUACUUGACCUAAAUUUCUCAAUACAACCAUUAGUUUUUCACCUGAAAUCAGCAUAUGGGUUUGUCCGUUGGUCCGUCUGUAGACACAAACUUGUAGGAAAGGCAUUCUCCUACACUUUACCAGACCCAAGGGACCAAUUUUUAGUUGGUCACGUAAGCGGCGAACUAAAUUUACAGAGCAUAUUUUUCAAAUCAGUAUGUGCUUAGAAGCCUUAAGUACGGUAAGAACUGCAACUCACUAUGCUAGGAAGGAUUACCUCGCCUGUCUGCACUGCAGUCGACAAAUGCUUCUACUCUACUUCUGCAGCGAGUGUAUAAACCAGCUUGUAAGACGACAUUGACCAGUCUAAUGUUUAUCAUUGAAAUCUGUACAUAUUGGCUGCUUUCAGGGAAAACGGGGCUUAAUGCAUGUCAAAUAAGAUUAGCCUGUGCACACUGAUUAGCCUGUGCAAUGAGCACAAGCUAAUCAAGGACGACAACAGCGAACAACUUCAGUGCCUUCAGCGCUUUGAUUUAUGUUAAGAACCUACUACAUGUUAUUACGUGUACCUACUGUAACAAGUUCAAUAUAUGUUUUAUUGCAUGCUAUAUUAUAUAUUUAAGUUUGUUUAUUUAUUUAUUUGUGUACAUUGAAUAACAAAUAUGUGCUUAAGAGUAGACAUGGUUGUGAAUUGAACAUAAUUUGUACAAUGUCAUUUAUUAUUGGAAAUGAACAAAAAACUGUUAGAAAUGUAACCAAAGUCAUUAGUUAUAUUAAAGAUUUUAAUAAAAUGUAUAUAUAUUUUG